Messenger RNA from Notolabrus celidotus (New Zealand spotty), 4004 nucleotides. RefSeq names its product G protein-coupled receptor 183a (gene gpr183a). Gene Ontology annotation, cellular component: membrane. Gene Ontology annotation, molecular function: oxysterol binding; G protein-coupled receptor activity. Bases 151 to 1284 code for a protein of 377 amino acids. Gene Ontology annotation, biological process: G protein-coupled receptor signaling pathway. The transcript has 2 exons. Lineage: Eukaryota; Metazoa; Chordata; Actinopteri; Labriformes; Labridae. The record is from RefSeq and is a predicted model, not a curated record.
AGUCAGGGUGGUGUGGUUGUGCUGUCAGGACACAGCUUAGAAAACUGAGAUGAACUUUGCACAACAAGUGUGAUGCCUUCAGGAUCAGUGUGAGCUCUGGAAAUCUUCAACAUCUUCAAGCUGUGAGUUGUUGGCUGUGAAAAUAUCAAGAUGGAUUCCACCACUCUGCCUACAGAUGCCAUCCUCUUCUCCACCAUCAAUAUCUAUGACAACACUUCCUGUGACACCCUCUAUGCCCAUCGGGACUACGCCAGGGUCCUAAUGCCUCUCUUCUAUUCUCUUGUUUUCAUUGUUGGCCUUCUUGGGAAUUGCCUCGCACUUCACGUCAUCCGACCCAAUCUGAAGAAGAUCAACUCCACCACCUUAUACUCCCUCAAUCUGGUCAUCUCAGACAUCCUCUUCACCUUCUCUCUGCCACUGAGGAUCCUGUACUACGCUCUGGGCUUUCAUUGGCCUCUGGGCGAGACGAUGUGCAAGAUUUCCGGCCUUGUUUUCUACAUCAACACUUACGCUGGAGUCAAUUUCAUGACCUGCCUAAGCGUGGACCGUUUCAUCGCCGUAGUUCUGCCUCUGCGCUAUGCCCGACUCAGGAAGGUCAGUAACGUGAAGUACAUUUGCCUCGGCGUUUGGCUGCUGGUCUUAGCACAGACCCUCCCUCUUCUGAGCAGUCCUAUGACCAAUGUGGAGUCUGAUGGCUUCAUCACCUGUAUGGAAUACCCAAACUUCGAGAAGGUUGACAACAUUGCCCCUGUACUGAUUGGCGCCGUCUUCCUUGGUUAUGUCGUCCCUGUGGUGACCAUCCUGGUGUGUUACUCCGUCUUGUGCUCCAAACUCCGCCUCACUGCGAAGAACAAUCAUUUGACGGAAAAGUCUGGCCGUAGCCGCAAAGCUAUCGGUGUGAUCUGUUGCGUAUCUCUCGUGUUCGUCGUCUGCUACAGCCCCUAUCACAUCGACAUCCUGCAGUACAUGAUCCGCAAGCUAGUGUACGAACCUGACUGCACCGAGCUCACGGCCUUCCAGGUGUCGCUGCAUGUCACAGUGUGUCUGAUGAACCUUAACUCCUGCUUGGAUCCUUUUAUCUACUUCUUUGCCUGCAAGGGUUACAAGAGGAAGCUCCUGAAGCUGCUGAAGUUACAUGUCAGCAUGUCGUUCUCAAGCGCUGUUAGGACAUCGCCGGAAGGCUCGUCCAAGGAUUUUAUUGAUGGGAACAAGAUCCACCUUAACAGUUCCACUGCAGUUACAACCGAGAGACUCACGGAUAGAAGAUCAAGGCUGCAUGAGUAAAACAUAGAACUAUGACUUGUGCAAGAUGAGGCGUCCCUUAAUGUCUGGGCUUACUUAAAAUCAUAACCGGACAAAUAAUGUUACACACACAUGGCAACAGGGACUUCAGUCAGCUACUCAGCAUCUGAAUCCUUAGGAAUUCAGCUGCCCUUGGACCGGAUUAGAGGACACGAGGGAAGGAUUUAAAAAGAGCAUCAACAGAAUGACUUCCUGUGCUUACAUGCUUUCUUAUGGAUAUUGGGGACUUUCUCAGGAAAGCAGAGAUUAAUGCAGCUGUGGAACAAAGGAUGAAACCUCUCCUAAAACGUGCUUGUCUGCUGCCCAUGGACUAAGCCUGUAAGAUGUAGAGCACAAUGAGAAAGGCCAGUAAAAUGAGACACUGUUUCAACACCGACUUGAUCUGCUACCCUAACCCCAACCCAAUCUGCUGACCUUAUCUUUUGAAGGAAACAGCCUGAUAUCUGCAUGCAAUGACUGCAAAUACAACCCCAUCCUCCCCAUGCUUGAUUUGUGAAGUUCUAGCGGAAAUGUAUUUGAUUUCAAUAUGAAGUCAUGCUCACACAUCUUACCUCUAGUUUCAGUCCAGCACACAGAUCUAACAUCUCAGGAAAAACGGACUUCAACAGCCUUCAAGAUGAAUUCACUAGUUGGAAAAGCAUCAAAAAUUUCCCUAAUGUGACAUUGUCUUACUGGGAUAGAUUAUAAUUUACAGUGUUUCACUAUGAUGCAUUAUCUGUCUUAGGGAUGUCAACAAUUAAUCAACUAUCGAUUAAUUGAUUGUUAAGAACUCACUCCAACACAUUUUUUUGUUUUGAUUUCCUACCACGUGGAACAAACAUCAUGUGGUCACAUAUUUCAUUCAGCUAUCAGGGAGGUGUUUUACGUUUAAAGCAUGUUUCGAUGUGAAUCAGCUGACUAAAGGUGUUGCGCACAGUGGAGACGCUCAGCUGGGGGCUGCGGCUGAGUGACAGGUCUCCACGAGUGCUUUUUUCCUCUGCCGCCGGACUGAUUAUGACCUGGUUGCACUCCCGGCUGAUACCUGACCAUGUCCACAUGCUUAUUUUUCUCAAUAAGAACGAGUAGACAGAAAACUGGACACUGUGAGUCUGAAAUAUGUUUCUGUUCAGUUCCCUUAUUGAAGUAAAUCCACAUGUUGUAGACUGAGCCUUCCCUUUAUAUGACUGUAUGUCUGCUGAGAUUAUGAGCCUGCUCCACAUGUGUUUAAUGUUUUGAACACCUCAAUACGAUCGGCAGCUAUUCAAUGCUGUCAGUUAUAUACAUUGUGUCGUGAAGAAAAUUUUGAUUCAGGGGAUAAAAAGCAUUUGACAUUGUUUUUGACGGAAAGCGUUCACUUUUUUGUAUGAUUAAUCGCUAAAUGAUCGUUAACAUUUUCAAAGAUUGAUCACAGAAAAUACUUGAAAUUUACAUCCCUAAUGUGUAUCUUUUAUUGUGAACAAAUCUUUUGAGUGCGUUUCCACCAACAGACUGGAUGAAACAUGGACCAUGUGUCAGUGACAUCACCCAUUGUUUUUUAAAGAAGUGUUAUGAAGCACAACAAUGGCAUUCACCAUAUUGGAAAUGCUGACUUAACAUUACUUUAUAUCAAUCUAACAAACAGGUUAAAAAGCUACGGUGAUGUGGGCCUUCAGCAUUCUGGUAAGCAGCUACAGUGCACCAACUCACCAGGCCCUUAUCUAUGAAAAUGUAUACAUAACCCUUAGCCUUUAUAGAUACUAAAUAGUUGAGUUAUAAAAAACAAAAGUCACAUCGUAUACAGUUUGUUGGACUAAAAAAAUGAACCAAACCAACUGUUUGGUUUUUUUUAGUGUGGGUUGUAAAUGUGUUUAAAGCUGCCGUAAAAGUGGGAGUUAAAACAGGGGACUUCUUGGGAUUCCUUGGCUUCCAAAGCCAGCUCCUAGUGGAUACUUGAGGAACUGCAGUUUUCUUUACUUCUGCAAUUACUUCAUUUUUCAGAAACACAAGUUGCUGCUUGUUUCUACCCUGAAAAAACACUUGAACACAAAACUGUAAAUAAUCUGAAUUUAAAGCAGGAAACGCCUAGAAGUCCUUGACCUUCAUUAGGCAAACAGAGUGAGCUGGGGUUGGCAUGUUUUGUAGCUUUCUAGUAUUUAGUGAAUCUUUAUUUUCCAGCCACUGUCUUUGUUUUUUUUUGUCUUUCAACCACCUUUUGAGCAGUAAAAUUGUAUUACACCACUGGUAGGAUUGUGUAUUGCAACACCCAGAUGCACACACGUGAUAACUCUGAGAAAUCCACAGAUUGAACAUCGUCAAAGUGCUGCUACCACCAGUUUAAAACGCCAAGUGCGCCAUUCAAAGUGCUGCCAGAAAAUGAAUGCCAAGUUCAACAAAAUGAUGUGCGUGAAAAAUCAGGUGCCAUAUCAUUUGCUUUGAUCCUACAUUAGUUUGCUUUGUGGCAAUCUGUGUUUCAUGUUACAUUUUUUUUGUGUUAGGGUUCUGUUGUUUUGAUUUCAUGUUUGUUACAUGCACACAGUGAUAGAUAUCAGGAAAAUGAAGCAUCAAUGAUGUCAGGAUGCUCACAUUGUUAAAAGCUGAACUUUGGAGCACAUUUUUUGAAUGUUAUGUUUUUAUGAGGUUUGAUCUGUUUUCAAAGAACUUAAUAAAAAGCUUGAUAAAUACAGGAAUGACGUUGGUGGAUUGGUAUCCUCUGUGAUGCAUUAAAACAUAUCAAGUAUUACCUU